AUGGGAGACCCCUUCGGCCGCUGGAGCAGCGCCCCGUCCCGGGGUGAAUAUGACGACAGGACCCAGCUCCGGCGUUCCAACAGCUUCGCCCGCCUCACCGGGAAAAGCAUCUACAACCAGCGCAAGGACUACGGGCAGACGCUGCUCAAGCUCCAGAACGAUUUCCAGCACCACGUUGAGCACCUGCUCACGAUGCACCUGGACCGGGACCUCCGCAACGCCGAGGAUUGUCUGGGGCGCCUGAAGGACCUGGAGGAGCAGGGACGGAUCUGGGGACAGGAUGUCGUCCUGGAAGUCAAGGACCAGGAGCUGGUGCUGAGCGAUGUGGAGAGCAAGGAGGAGCUGGAUGCUUUCCCGCUGGGAAGUGUGCAGGGAUGCUCCGCCGGACUGGACAACACGGUGCUGGCCGUCAGCGUCCAGGAGAGGAACCCACCGAGGACCAGCGUGCUGCUCUUCCAGUGCGAGCGGCUGGGGGCAGAGACGCUGAGGAACAGCCUGGAGAAGGUGUUGAGGCAGAGGAAGGAGGAGCAGAGCAAUCACUACGGGCACAGCCCGGACAUGCCACCGAGCCCGGCCCCUCUGUACGCGGCCCCGGGGCGCUGGGCAGAGCCCCCCGAGCCCGAGCCCUCCGUGCCCCCCCAGCGUGGGCUGCCCCCCCAGCGUGGGCUGAACCCCCAGCGUGGGCUGAACCCCCAGCGUGGGCUGCCCCCCUCGGACUACCGUCCGCCGGAGCCCCCGCAGAUGCCGCAGACCCAGCCCCCCGCCCCUGCUGUGUCCGAGGUGGACCGAGAUAUUGAGGUUCUCAACCACGUCCUGGGGGACCUGGAGCUCUUCACGGACCGCCUGAAGGCGACCCUGAAUUCGGCCAGCACUAAGAAGAAGCUGAAGAAGAAGAAGAAGUCGGCACUGCCCCCGACCGAUGAGUACACCGAUUUCUUCCAGAAGGUGAAAUACGCCCUCAACCUCGUGGGACGGACCCACCCCCGCAUGUCGGACCCAGACCCCCGCGAGCUGCUGCGCCUCAUCUUCUCAGCUCUGUCCUUCGUCCUGGAUAACUGCCCCAGCCCCGGCCUGGCCCCGGGGGUGGAGAGCCCGCUGCUGCUGCCGGAGGCGCUGCAAUUCCUUGAGGACAACCUGAGUGAUGACGACUACGGCGUCUGGAAGAGCCUCGGCACCGCCUGGAGCAAGUCCAGGGCUGAGUACCCCAACAGCGCCCAGGUGCCCGCGUACAUCCCGGUAUUUUCGGACGGGUGGCUGCCCCCCGUGAUGGAGCAGGAACGCCACAGGGGCCUCCAGGACACGCUUCCGCCUGCCCCAGUUUCCCCAACUCCCUUUCGACACCCUUCCCUGUCCCUGCCCCCCGCACAGCCCCCGGCCACCGACUGGAGAGACAGCCCCAGACAAGUACUCCCUCUCCCUGCCCAGGGGCUGGUCCGAGCCCUCUACGACUUCCAGGCCAGGAAUUCGCAGGAGCUGAGCGUCAGGAAGGGGGACACGCUGCAGGUCUUGGACCAGCAGAAGAAGUGGUGGCUGGUGCAGGACGAGAGAGGGGACAGGGGACACGUCCCUGGCAACAUCCUGGAGCCCCUCCCGGAGCCGGGGCACAGCGCCAGACAGGUGGGGGACAGGGACAGCCCCCCCACCCUGCACCCCAGCUCCUCUCCGGCGGAGGUGACGGCCUGGCUGGUGGACAAGGGCUUCUCGCGGAUCACCGUGCGGACCCUGGGGGUGCUGCCGGGGCACGAGCUGCUGCAGAUGAGCCCGGCCGAGCUGCGAGGUGUCUGUCCCGAGGAGUGGCGGAGGGUCCUCUUCAAGCUGUCCCCCAUCAGGACAUCCCUGGGGAUGGAUCCCAUGAACUGAGCCACCGAGCCCACGCUGCUGUCCCCAGUGUGUCACCACCCCGGAUGGAGCACCCUGGGAACGGC
This is a messenger RNA of Catharus ustulatus (Swainson's thrush), 1925 nucleotides long. It is a transcript of the gene EPS8L3, whose product is annotated as EPS8 like 3. Gene Ontology annotation, biological process: Rho protein signal transduction; positive regulation of ruffle assembly; regulation of Rho protein signal transduction. Gene Ontology annotation, molecular function: actin binding. The record is from RefSeq and is a predicted model, not a curated record. The transcript has 18 exons. Gene Ontology annotation, cellular component: plasma membrane; ruffle membrane; vesicle. Lineage: Eukaryota; Metazoa; Chordata; Aves; Passeriformes; Turdidae. Bases 1 to 1860 code for a protein of 619 amino acids.